GUCCGAAACUGAAAAUAAGUGCCGGAGUGGGAACCUCUCGCUGUGACGAGUAGACUUUGUACCUGAUACAUGUAUAAGUUUGUGGUUCGUCGUCUAUUCGUUUGGAGUUUAAGCUGCUCCAAGAUGUUUCGCGUCCGUGCUGUUCGGCGGCUCUAACCGUGUUUCCAGCCUGAGCUGAAAUGGACAGAAAUCAGAUGGAGAGAUACAUCUCCCAAAGAGUACUGUUCGUGCUGCUGACUGUAAUUUCUGCUAUUUCAGGUGACUGUCCUGUCCCAGCUUCUGGGUUCCUUGGGGAACAGGUUGUGCUGCCCUGUACCUACAAAAGGAUUGUCCCAGUCUCCAAUUUACUGGUAAUCUGGGGCAUUUCAGAGCAUGAAAUUUUAUGGAAGUUCAUCGAUGGGAACAAUGAUUUGACAGACCAACACCCAAGAUUCAGAAACAGAACAGAUCUGUUCAGUGAUCAACUGGAACAAGGCAACUGGUCACUUCUGAUCUCUGACCUCAGGGAGUCUGACCAGGAUGAGUAUAAGUGUUACAUUUACAAGAGAGCAGCUGUGGGCUAUAAUUUGGAGCAAACUGAUUUUGUCCAUCUCUCAGUAACAGAGCGAGCUCCUACACCUGUACCGAACACACCUGUACCAGAUACUGGACUGUCUCAUGGUGAACUAACAGCAAUUAUUUAUGCUGUCUUUUUUGUCGGUAUUUAUGUUGCUGUCAUAGCCCAAAGCUUAAUAAAACGUAACUGUAUUGAAAACCAGUGUUGCAGGACUCAAAAUGAAGCAUCGAAUGCUCACCCUUUGAGAGAGGUGAUCACUGCAUGUGAAGUACAAAGCAUUGUGACAACAGCACCUGAGCAUCAGGAUGGAAUGGCUGGAGAACAAAACCUUCUGGGGAAUGGGGCUGUCCAGCUCUAACUGAAUUUCCACUGUACUGAGCCUGGCCCAGGGAGAGAGAAAUCAGCCCAGUAUUAUGGGGACUGAGUGUUUCCUGGUGGAAAGCCUGAUCUCAGGAUUAGGAUUAACGAUCACUUCCACAAUAUAAGUAACUCUGUUAUAUCUCAGUAUUACUGUUUAAAGAUUGUCAAACGAGUCUCAGGGCUCACUUGUAGGUUUGCAAUUCUAACUCUAACUUCCAACACUUAAUGCUGUGAGGAAAUAUACUAAUGUCCUUAUUCUUCUUAAUAAUUAACUUAUUAGGUAGUUCUCGGUCUGAGUGCUGCCCAGGCCCACUUUAUUGUCCACCUUAACUUGACCCACUGUAGUGAUGGCGCUCCCACAGUGGGGAAGAUGGGAAGAGGCUUCAGAAACUGCCUCUGCAGCAUCAUCUACUGGGCAAAGCCCGGAGCUACAGCAUUACCAGCAGCUUUUAUAUCCAGAGUUCGGCUUCUGGAUGGUUCAGAGAAAGAGACAAUACAACAGCCCCUUCAAUCAUGUCUUGUGUGUUUAAUUUGCUUUCCAAGAUGAUGUUAUUCCAAACAAUUUUUUUUUUUGCUACACAAUAUGUAUAUGGUCCUGUGAAUAUUUCAGGAAAAUAUGUAUGUUUCCAUCUACUGCUGUCGUGCUUUGCAAAGUUUUGCUCCAAGCUAUAAGUAAAGGGAAGCUGAUUA
Molecule: messenger RNA, 1606 nt
Organism: Stegostoma tigrinum
Lineage: Eukaryota; Metazoa; Chordata; Chondrichthyes; Orectolobiformes; Stegostomatidae
Product: CD276 antigen homolog
Exons: 6
Coding region: 180-914 (244 amino acids)
Biological process (GO): immune response; cell surface receptor signaling pathway; cellular response to lipopolysaccharide
Cellular component (GO): external side of plasma membrane
Source: RefSeq, a predicted model, not a curated record